GAGGAUAUCUCCAUGGAUUUCAUAGUGGGACUACCCAGAACCACGAAUGGUUUUGAUGCCAUCUGGGUAAUAGUCGACAGAUUGACUAAAUCAACCCACUUCUUAGCUAUCAGGAUAUCCUACUCCAUGGAGCAGCUAGCUCAGUUGUAUCUCAAGGAGAUUGUCAGACUGCAUGGAGUUCCACGGACCAUUAUUUUAGACAGAGACAUUACUCAUACGAGAAGGUCGGAAAUUAGGUUCGGAGGUAAGCUAGCUCCGCGGUACAUUGGUCCUUUCGAGAUCUUGGAGAGGAUCGGAGCGGUAGCUUACCGAUUGGCACUACCACCGUCUCUGUCAGGCGUUCACGAUGUAUUUCACGUAUCGAUGCUGAGGAGAUACGUGCCCGACCCGACACAUGUGCUGGCAGAUAUCCCAGUUCCAGUUCAGCCUGACAUUACCUAUGAGGAGGUUCCGGUACGGAUACUCGACCGGAAAGAGCGUCAGUUGCGGAACAAGACUAUCUGGCUGGUUAAAGUCGGAUGGCAGUAUCAUUCAGACAAGGAGGCUACUUGGGAGCUUGAGGAUACGAUCCGAGCUCGAUACCCUCAU
Molecule: messenger RNA, 588 nt
Organism: Zingiber officinale
Lineage: Eukaryota; Viridiplantae; Streptophyta; Magnoliopsida; Zingiberales; Zingiberaceae
Exons: 4
Molecular function (GO): nucleic acid binding
Source: RefSeq, a predicted model, not a curated record